CCGAUUUUAUCUGAUUCUUUUGAUUGCUGUCGUUUUAAGCUUUGUUUAUGCUGAUAAACAAUGAAAUUAGCUUAUAAGUAUCUUAUUAGGCUCAUUCUAAUAUGCACUGAUAAGUUGCCUUUGUCUGCUACGUAACUAGCUAUACGAUCAGUAUGCCGACGUUUCUGACGCCGGGCCGGCACGGUUAUGCCGUCCGGUUCUCGCGAACUCGGCCGGACGCUCUGGCGGUGGCGACGAGUCAGUACUACGGGCUGGCUGGCGGAGGCACUCUAUUCUUUUUGGAACUUGCUCCCGAUGGAGCUACGAUAGUGGAAGUACAGAAAUUGGAAUGGAAUGACGGGCUGUUUGAUGUGACGUGGUCAGGCACGACAGAUGGCGCUGCAGCCUGCGGGGCGGGGGACGGGGCCGUCAUAGUAUUCAGAGUGGGAUGUGCGGCGCCCUUACGGGUACUAAGGGCACAUACCAGUGAAGUGUGCUCCGUCGAUUGGCCUAGGGCUCAUUUACUUAGUGCCAGCUGGGAUACCACUGUUAAACUGUGGGACCCGGAAUCCGAGACGUGCAUAAGCACGUUCUCCGGGCACUCGGCGCUGGUGUACACGGCCGCGUUCUCGCCGCACUCCCCCGCCACGUUCGCGUCGGUCUCCGGAGACGGCCACCUCAAGCUGUGGACGUGCGCGGACCCGGAGCCCAAGGCCGUCGUCAAGGCGCAUGACGCUGAGGUGUUAUCGUGCGAUUGGAGCAGGAUAGAGACACACGCCAUCGCGACCGCAGGGUCCGAUGGCCUGGUCAAGGGCUGGGACCUUAGGAGGCUCACAUCGCCCAUGUUUACUUUAAAAGGGUGCGAAUGUGCAGUGAGAAGAGUGCAGUUUUCCCCCCACGCACCCUCCGUCAUAGCGGGAGUGUCCUAUGACUUUACCACAAGGAUAUGGGACCUAAAGAGAGGUUGCGAGCCGCUAGAAACGAUCCGCCACCACUCGGAGUUCACAUACGGGCUGGACUGGAGCGCGCUCAGACCGCACCAGCUGGCCGACUGCGGGUGGGACUCGCUGGUGCACGUGUUCACGGCCCGGUGUCUCUUGUGAGAUAAAGUGGACUAGUCAAUACAAGGAUACCUCUUGGUGAAGGUGGGAUUUUUUUUCCCGAGACAAUGGCUUUCAAGAGGAUACCGUAGCAUAUGAAAGCUUGCAACUAUAACUAAAGGGUGUACCGGAAAUAAACUGUAAAUUUCAUUACAUUUCUGAUGGCGACUGUACUGCUAUCAAACUGAUGUGUAUGUUUUUAUAUCCCAGAUAUUAUUCCGCCUCAUAUAAUUUAAAAAAGCAUGUUUUUUUAUCAUUUAAAAUAUCUGGGAUUUAAAAACAACGGUUAAGGCACUGGUCCCAGCGCGAGCUAGUAAGCUAUGAGCUAUCGGCUAUAAAAACGAACAAAAGAUAA
This is a messenger RNA of Leguminivora glycinivorella, 1434 nucleotides long. It is a transcript of the gene Pex7, whose product is annotated as peroxisomal targeting signal 2 receptor. The record is from RefSeq and is a predicted model, not a curated record. The coding region runs from base 153 to 1082 and encodes 309 amino acids. NCBI's taxonomy places the organism in Eukaryota, Metazoa, Arthropoda, Insecta, Lepidoptera, Tortricidae. Gene Ontology annotation, biological process: protein import into peroxisome matrix. Gene Ontology annotation, molecular function: protein binding. Gene Ontology annotation, cellular component: cytosol; peroxisomal matrix. The transcript has 9 exons.